AUGCGGUCUAGUUAUGUUUUGCGACUGCUGACUUCACGGAGGAUAUGAUCUCGAUGGUCUCGGAUGAUCUCCGGUUGCGCAAUCCUGGACUUCUCUCGCUUGAGCUUUGAGACUCAGGCAGUCAGUCCAAAGAAACUUUUAUUACAGUAACUGCAGGCGACAUUCGCACUUCUUCUGUGAAGACUGAGCUGGACCAGAUAUUGUUAUGUUUUUCACACUAUGUGCUGAACGCCCACGAUGUCAGGAAAUAUUUAAGAAGCGUGAUCUUUGGAAGAGCUUUAUCGGUUCCAGUGGAACCUUUAGGACUUACUGUCAUAUUGUUUUACGCAAAACGCAUAUAGACACAAAUGCAGCAAUAAGAGAAGAUCUUGGGGACCGGUGCAUCACAGACCGAGCUUCGCUACAAUGCCCGUGCAAGCCCCGCAAUGGACCGAGUUUCUGUUGUGUCCCAUCUGCACACAGACCUUCGAAGAGAGCCACCGCAAGCCCAUCAGCCUGGGAUGCGGCCACACUGUGUGCAAAAUGUGCCUAAACAAACUGCACCGCAAAGCCUGCCCGUUCGACCAGACCAACAUCAGCACGGACAUCGAGCAACUGCCCGUCAACACAGCGCUGCUGCAGCUCGUCAGCGGACAGGUACCCAAAGCUCCCCCCGUCACUUUACUGACAGCUGCAGAGGACGUCAAGCACUAUGAGGAGUCCCGCACAUGUGUGGAGGACCUGGCCCUCUAUCUCAAACCCCUGAGCAACAUCAGAGGUGCAGGGCUGAAUGGCGCCGCUCAGAGCCUUCUCAGCAGACCUAUGCAGAGGAAGCUGGUGACUCUGGUUCACUGCCAGCUGGUGGAGGAGGAGGGCCGCAUCCGGGCCAUGCGGGCCGCCCGCUCUCUGGGUGAACGCACUGUCACUGAGCUCAUCCUCCAGCACCAGAACCCCCAGCAGCUCUCCUCCAACCUGUGGGCCGCCGUCAGAGCCAGAGGCUGCCAGUUUCUCGGCCCUGCUAUGCAGGAAGAAGCACUGAAGCUGGUCCUGCUCGCUCUGGAAGAUGGUUCGGCCCUCUCACGGAAGGUUCUAGUCCUGUUUGUGGUCCAGAGACUCGAACCACGUUUUCCUCAGGCCUCGAAAACAAGCAUAGGACACGUGGUGCAGCUCCUCUACAGGGCCUCCUGCUUUAAGGUGACCAAACGUGAUGAAGAUUCCUCCUUGAUGCAGCUGAAGGAGGAGUUUCGCACAUACGAGGCUCUCCGGAGGGAACAUGACUCUCAGAUCGUUCAGAUCGCGAUGGAGGGCGGCCUGCGUAUCGCCCCGGACCAGUGGUCAUCUCUGCUGUACGGCGACCAGUCGCACAAAUCCCACAUGCAGUCCAUCAUAGACAAGCUGCAGACACCAGCAUCCUUUGCUCAGAGUGUGCAAGAACUCACCAUUGCCCUUCAGAGAACCGGCGAUCCAGCCAAUCUCAACCGCCUCAGACCCCAUCUGGAGCUCCUGGCCGACAUCGACCCCAGCCCAGAUGCCCCUGCACCCACAUGGGAGCAGCUAGCCAAAGGGCUGGAAGCGGUGCGGACCGUCGUUCACGGCCUGGUGGACUUCAUCCAGAACCACAGCAAAAAAGGAGGGGAUCAGCAGCAGCCGCCUCAGCACAGCAAAUACAAGACCUACAUGUGUCGGGACAUGAAACAAAAAGGCGGCUGUCCUCGCGGAGCAAGUUGCACUUUCGCUCACUCUCAGGAAGAGCUUGAAAAGUACCGUAAGAUGAAUAAACGUUUGGGAAUGAGGCGACAGCUCAGCCAGUCCCUGACCCAGCUGAACGAGAUGGACCUCGGCUCCGGUCUGUUAACUGACGAUGGGCUGCUGAUGGAGGGACUCCCACGCAAACACUCCUCCAUCACUAACGUCAUCCUAGCAGCAGGACCUGAUUCCACACUAGCCCACCUUGUUUCCAGAGGCUCGGACCCGUCAUAUGACCCAACACACAAACCAGGGAACUCUGGGAGCCUCAGUGCACCUGGCUCCCCUCCAGACUCAUUGGAAUCCAUCCCAAAAGCAGGGAUGCUCAUAAACUCUCACUCCAGGGUAACGGGUGAAGGUGCAGUCGGACAGAAGCACAUGCCUGCGGUGCCUAGAGGUCCUCACAUGUACUCACCACACCCGUCUGAACGGUAUUACUCUGACCCAAGAGUCCCUGUGCCACCCUCUGCCCAAUAUGAAUCCUCCCAGUACCCUGCAGGUAAUCCUUAUCCUCACCACCAUGUGCACACACGUUACGCUCGCAAUCCGACUCCAGAUCCAGGAAUGUCAUCAUAUCCGGACUCCUAUUCCAGCUCCUAUUCUUCAGAGCUCCAGUGCGCCAACGCUAGCUCCCAUUACGGAUACCCUUCACACCAUGACGGCCGUCGCCACUCAGCCUACACCCAUCCUCAGACAUUGCCCCCACGGGAGGUGGUGCGGAGGAGUCCGGACGUUCCCCCGCCGCUACCACCCCAAAACGCUUCGUACCUGUCAGAGCCAGACAACUAUAACCACUCCAGUCACAUGAGGAGUUACCCGAGGAGUGCCUACACACGACCUCAGCCGUCCCUGGACUACCUGCACCGCCGAAGACAGGAGAUCAUGGCCCAGCUGGAGGAGAGAAAGUUGGCUUCCCCGUCACCAUUCAGCGCCUCACACACAUACGACCCCAGCUACCCUCAGGACACGAGGGGGCAGAGCCAUUACAUGGAAGACAACUCCCACAGUUUUGGACACUUCCGGGAACCGGACUACACCAGCUCGUAUUCGCCUUGGUCAUGUGACACCUUCGGUUCCUACAUUGGCAGCAAAGAUAUAAAGUCCAAGGAGGGCAUGAACUCCAUGGACACACAAAAUAUAGACAAAGGCAAAAAUCUGAGAGCACAUGGCUUGGAGCUUCAGCGCAGAGCGGCAGACGGCAAAGACGACGACCCCAUCAUUCCCUUUGGCUCCCUGCCCACCGUGUCUCGUUUCGGAGCCAUCUCGCGCACGUCUAAACCGGGCUACCCGCCAAACAGUCCCAUGCCACCCAUGCCAAACUCAGCCAAGCACAGCGCUUCAGCUGCUGACUACACCUAUGCGAAGCAAGGCGGGUGGAGUGGUGACUCCUACCAGCCACACCAAACGUCUCAGGGGCACUUCAGGGAGCGAACCAGUUCAUCCCCUGCUGUGCAGGCGCGAGAGCAGCUGAAGAUGGAGCUACAGAAGGUCAACCUCCAAAUCAGCCAACAGACACAGAGUCGCGGCCUAGAGAACCCGAGCUCAGUCAUGUCCCAGCCGUCUCGAGGGGACUUGUCGUCCAGUGGGCAGGUGAGUCUGGAGCUGCACCAGGUGGAGAGCGAUAUCUUCAUGAAGAAACAGGAGAUGGCCAUGGAGAACCACAAUGGCAAGUACAAGCGGGUCUCAUUGGAAAAUGGACAAGACGAACACACUCUGCAGCGAGAUGAACAUCCAGUCACUCUUAGUAGUUCUCAUGGUGGUUCUCUCUCUGAUUGUAGUGAGGGCUCAAACGGCUCCAUCCAGGACUGUGAUCUCGUCAGCAGCAGCAUGUCCUCGCUGACCAGCAAGACGUCCUCUCUCAGUUUGUCCUCCGAACAGGUGGCCAGCAGCCCUGAUUUGCCCAAGAACGGAGUCGACCACUCCUAGCCGGCUCUUUCUACCUCAGAUUCCCCUUGCGCAGCCACCUCUUAUUCUCUAUUAGGCCAGGUUAAACGCUGAAAACGCUGUAUUCACUCGCUCAAUCCUGAGCGCUUCGCUUCCUCCGCUGACCCUCAAACACCCAUCAGGCAAAUAUGGGUGGGAUUCACUGUGCAUGUGCCUCAGCAGACUUGCACAAUCAUGCCCUGAAUUAACAGCAGUUUUUUUUUUUUUUUUUUACAUUUUUUAUUCCCCUCCUUCCCAAGACUAGCCUUUUUUCCAUAGCGGCGUAAAUCAGGGUGAAUCUGAAAAAUCCAGAGUCUUAAGUGUAUGUCAGGCAGCAUAGAAAAUGAUCUCAGAUCUCAGUUAUGUUGUUUGACUAUCAUUAAUCCACUAUCUUGGGUUUCAAAAUUGCAUUUUUAUCAUUGUGCUACGUUUUGGGUAGUUAUGCUCUGUUGUGCUUGGUGUGGCGUGUCCACUACUGUCAGAGUUUACAGUGUGUGAAUGGAUUUCUUUUGUUUUCUUUACACAGUAACUGCAGGCGUUCUGCAUAUUCAACCAAUUUUGAUGGUUAAAACUAUGUAUCAUGUUUCAGACAUUAGGCUUCAUUUAGGCCUUUACAGUGUGAUUGCUGCGACGCACAUUAUUGUCUAUUACAGAAAUCCUCGUAAACCCCCAAUGCUCACUGAUUUGACCUCAAUUGCUCUCUUGCCAACAAACCCAUAAGCCUUUUCCAGUCUUAAUAGGGCCCUUGUAUUGUUUUCAGCAUAUUACACUACGCUGCCUGUGGGAUUUCGAUUGAACCGCCUGUAAUCAUCAUUUUCUGUUGUAAUGUCCUCAGGGAUGCAUUAUUCGGCCUCUGUAUUUUGUGGACGUGAAUAGAAAUAACAAUCCAGGUCACUCUGUUUUUUUUCAUAGUGGGUAUAGUAACAUUUUUCCAUCCUGGGGAUGGAAAGAAAGCUGCUGUGGUAAUGCAUAAAGAUGCAUUCUGUUCUAAGAGUGCGUAUAUACUACUCUUCACUUUGUCAGUGAAAAUUAUGAUCUUCAGUUCAGAUCAAGCCACAUUUCUGUUUGUUUUUUUGUAUAUGUGGUGUUUGUCAUCCUGAAAAAUGUGGUGUAUAUUCAAAGCAAAAAGAAAGACUUUGAUCCAGUUGUAGCCGCCUCAAGACUCCUUCAUUCUCCAUUUCGUCUUUGAGGUGUAAAGAAGGUUGUUUUGAUGGGCCGGUUCGAUCGAAUUCUCCUACAGGCUGGGCUCAAGCGUGUACUUCAUUUUAAUACUGAUCGGGGGAUUAACUGAGCUCCUUUACUUUGCUUUACCGUCACAUGGCUUGCAGGAGACUGUUUGGACUUGAAAAGCUUGGACUCCUUACAUUUUUAAAGGACUAGUUCACCCAAAGAUUUGAACAGAAUCAGUACUUGCUCACCAAUGCAUCCUCUGCAGUGAAUGGGUGCCGUCAGAAUGAGAGUCCAAAAAUCUAAUAAAAACAUCACAAUGAUCCAUACCACUACAGUCCAUAAAUGAAUCACUUGUGAAGAGAAAAGAUGCAUUUUUGUAAUAAACAAAUCCAUCUUUAAGACAUUUUUAACUUCAAACUGUUGCUUCUGGCUAAAGUACAAGUCCUUAAUAUUGCUUUCGUCAGUGAAAAUGUCAUGUCGUUUGAACCAGAAGAGAAAUAUGCGCAGAUCAAGCACCAUUUAUAAUUGAAAACAGAUAUUGAGGAUAACCGAGGAUGGAUUGUUUUUUUUCCACUGGAUGAAGCAUUAUUACAGAUUAUGGAGGCAUAUUAUUGGCCAAAAGCAACGCUUUCAAGUUUUUAUUUAUGUGAAAAGCUGCAUGUUUAUAAGAAAGCGCAUUCAUUGAUUGGAGUGGUGUGGAUUACUUGUUGAUUAUUGUGAUGUUUUUAUUGGCACCCGUUCAUUACAGUGGAUCCAUUGUUGAGCAAAUAAUGUAAAUAUAUUGGUUGAUAGAGCCCCGACGCCAGUAAGUUCUUUCGUGUUGUUGGGCGUAAAAGGAAAUCUUUGUAGAAUCUGCAGACAUUUUUCACAUUUUCUCUGCAGGUUUUGGAAGAAAAACUGACAGCAUUAUCAAACUAGCCAAAAUAAACCAGCAAAGACGCAAUAUGGGGAUAAAGUGUUGGCAGACUCUGCUCAGACCUUGGCAAAUUGUAUGAGUUUUUAUAUAUAUAUAACACUUGCACUGUUAAUCUCAAACUUGCUUCCUUCCAUGUAGUUGCUUCCUUGGUGGUGAGAUCUCUUCACUUACAAAACAUUGUCAGCUGCAGUAAUUUAGCUUUAAGUUAGAGGUCAUUUUAUUUUAAUUGUAUUAUUUUUUUAAUAGUUUUUUUUCUGCUAGCAUGUAAUGGUCUCUUGAGACAUCCUACCACAUCCUUAAAAUCACCUAUUUUGGUGGAACUUCUCUUAAGUUGGAGUAGAUUUCAGUUGUUUUUAUUUUUUUAUUUUUGUUAUUAUUACUGUCGCUUAGGUCUGAGCUUUCGACAUUUUAAGCAAUCGUAAAGAUUGGAUUUUGCAACUUCGUUUAGGGUAACCACUGUGAAGCACAGUGUAGACUUGAAGGAUAGCACGAAUUUACCCAAAAUUAGACAUUUUGAAAGGAACUGAGCAAAGCAGAUGCUUUUUGUUGUUGAGUUGAAGCAACCAAAUGGAUUACGAACCCUUGGUUUAAAAAGGCAAAGGCAUUUUAAAACGCUCUUGUUGGUAUUUUUAGGAUCUAGAAGUCCUAGGUCCACCUGGGUAACAUCAUCUUUAUUUUUUCAGUUUAAAGGAACACCUCUGUCUUUAUCUCAGGGUUGAUUUAAGUGUAUUUGGGUGUAAACGUCAUGUUGUGCACGCUUUUUUUUUUUUCUUCAGGACUGCAAUUUAUGCUUAAAUAUUUUCAGGACUUGAAGACUGUGCCUUUAUGCAGAUGUGCAGUUAUUCACGCGUUUGGUGUUUAGAUGUAGCCGUACCAUCUCGAUUUAUAAUAUUCAACUCUUCUUAGUCUUCUAAGUCAGCAUUUAUAUUAAAUGAUCUCUACGAAUCUGCAGGCGUUCAGGCCGCCAAACUGAGUACUGCCUAUCCUUUCUGAGACAAAGGAAUUUAUUGCCAGGUCAUUUGUUUUUGUAGCCAUUUUAUGUACGUUUCAUGCAAGUGAACUUGAGUAUUUAAGCAUGUUUCAUGGUGUAAUGGUCUUUGGAUGUUAGGGUUCUGAAUUGAAACAGGAAAACAAGGACAGUGUGUAUUUUAACGUAAUUUGAUAUCCAUAUUCAGAGAGAAAAGUAUCAAGGCUUAAUUUAUUUUGACAUUAUUAGAGGUCUGAUAAUACAUAUAAACAAAUCAAUCUUUGCUGAUCUCAUUAAAGCCAUUAAUACAAUCCCUGAAAGUUCCUUUGUACCUAACCAAGACUGAUUUCGAUGUUUCCUUGGACGAAACGCAGAUUGUAUAAACUUUUGCAGAAGGGCUCCAUUUAUAAUGUAUUUGAAGUCAGCCAUUUGAAAACCAACGGUUUUAAACUAUUGUUGCAAAGUAACAUUGACAUGAUCGCCCAUGAGCCAGUGGGAAUCACUAUUGAUUUAAAAAGGGAACCAAAAUGUUUACCCAGGUGAAUCUCAUGAAACUUUUCAAAAAAUGGUCACAAUUCACCCCAAAAUAAGUCUAGAUCGCAUCAAAUGAAGCCCGUUUUUGCAACCUCUUGAAGUUUUUGCGUUGUGAAUAUUAUUGUCAUGACAAUUAAACGGAGUAAUACUGUAUUGUAAGACAUAAUUAUAUAAAAAUAUAUUUUAAACCAAUGAGAAUGAGAAUUUUUUGCAAAUUUGGCCCGUUUCAAUGCAAACAAAUCUAAAAAUAAGUGCGUAAUUGUAUUUUUUUUUUUUUUUAGGUGAAAUAUGACUUACAUUUUUUUCAUGAGGUUCAUCUACCCAAUGCUGACUUUAAAAAAAUAAAUAAAUAAAAGAGUAUUUAUGAUCAGUGUCUAAUGAAAAGUUUCCUCACUGGAACUCUUUUUUUUUUUUUUUGUGAUUGUUGACUCUGUUCAGGGUUCGUUUUGAAAUACGAAUGUAGUACUAAUUAGUGUCAAAUGGUAAAAAAAAAAAAUAGGAAUUGAAAUCUGAAUUUUGACACUUGGUGCCUGAAACACCCAAGAUUGUAGUAUGUUUUCCCACAUGGAUAAGUGAUUAAUGGUACAUAAUGUUCCCUGGCAUGGUGGGGAGAGUAUGCGCCGUGCACAUAGACACGCAGUAGAUUUACAAGAAAUCAUUAUAUUACUGGAAACGUAAGGGUUGUGCACCAGCACAGGUUUUAGUGUUUUAGUCUCUAGCUGUAGGAUGUAGUUUUGAAAAGAAUGAUUGUGUGUUUGUGUUCAAGUGUGUCCAAAGAGAGUGCUGUCCACCUCAUUUCUGUGUUUGUUCCCACUGUAACUCAUUGCUUGCACUCAUGUAUUGACUAUUUUUCGUGAGAUGGGGUGUUGCAUUGUGGUCUUUUUUUACCAUGAUUCCUAACAUCGGGAUAUACAAUUGUUUUUGAUGAUUUCUCCCAUGUAAUCUCAUGAUAGACUGCUUAAAUUAAGGUACAUUUUAAAAUCAACCUGAAUAAGAAAGUAAAUGUUUGUAUAUUAUACUCCAUUAAGGAAUGUUUAGAAUAUUUCUCCAAUGUGGAUGUAGUUGUAAUACUUUUUUUUUUUUCUUCGUACAAGAAUUCACUGUGUGAAAUUUUGGAUUGCAUUUUUGUAUAAUACAAUUGCUUUUCUUCUUUGAGAGGGCGGGGGCAUAACUAACUGGAUUUUCGAAUUAGAUAUUGAAAAACUUGAAAAAUAUUUAAUAAGAAAUGUAUUUUAUGUGCAGCAGUGAUUCUGGCAUGGAUUAUGAUUAAAUGAUAUUGUAAACCA
This is a messenger RNA of Carassius auratus (goldfish), 8521 nucleotides long. RefSeq names its product roquin-1-like. Gene Ontology annotation, biological process: nuclear-transcribed mRNA catabolic process, deadenylation-dependent decay; ubiquitin-dependent protein catabolic process; protein polyubiquitination. Bases 406 to 3651 code for a protein of 1081 amino acids. Gene Ontology annotation, cellular component: cytoplasmic stress granule. The transcript is spliced from 20 exons. NCBI's taxonomy places the organism in Eukaryota, Metazoa, Chordata, Actinopteri, Cypriniformes, Cyprinidae. The record is from RefSeq and is a predicted model, not a curated record. Gene Ontology annotation, molecular function: mRNA binding; double-stranded RNA binding; RNA stem-loop binding.